CAAAAUCGAGUAGGAAGCUUACUUUCCUAUACUUAGCAAACGAUGUCAUCCAGAACAGCAAGAGGAAAGGUCCCGAGUUUACGAGGGAGUUCGAGUCUGUUCUCGUGGAUGCGUUUUCUCACGUUGCCAGAGAAGCAGAUGAGGGCUGCAAAAAGCCCUUGGAAAGGCUGCUUAACAUCUGGCAAGAAAGGAGCGUGUAUGGCAGCGAGUUCAUCCAGCAGCUGAAGCUUUCCAUGGAAGACUCCAACAGCCCCCAGACCAAAGUUGCAGAGGAGAAGAAGUCUCUGAAGCGGACUUUUCAGCAGAUACAGGAGGAGGAAGAUGAUGAUUACCCUGGCAGCUACUCGCCCCAAGACCCCAGCGCGGGGCCGCUGCUGACCGAGGAUUUGAUCAAAGCCCUGCAAGACCUGGAAAACGCAGCGUCAGGAGAUGCAACGGUGCGGCAGAAAAUUGCCUCCCUGCCUCAGGAAGUUCAAGAUGUUUCGUUACUGGAGAAAAUUACAGACAAAGAGGCGGCCGAGCGCCUCUCCAAGACGGUGGACGAAGCGUGCCUGCUGCUCGCCGAGUACAACGGGCGGCUGGCGGCCGAGCUGGAGGACCGGCGCCAGCUGGCACGGAUGCUGAUCGAGUACACCCAGAACCAGAAGGACGUCUUGACAGAGAAGGAGAAGAAGCUGGAGGAGUACAAACAGAAGCUUGCUCGGGUAACCCAGGUGCGCAAGGAGCUGAAAUCCCACAUCCAGAGCCUUCCCGACCUGUCGCUGCUGCCCAACGUGACGGGGGGUCUGGCACCUCUGCCGUCCGCUGGGGACCUGUUCUCCACAGACUAGGACUGGCGCUGUCCCCGUUCCACUGGUACCAGCACGAGUGGGAGGACGCUGGUGUUGACUGGAAAUCAGUCUUCC
Molecule: messenger RNA, 905 nt
Organism: Mesitornis unicolor (brown roatelo)
Lineage: Eukaryota; Metazoa; Chordata; Aves; Mesitornithiformes; Mesitornithidae
Gene: RPRD1B
Product: regulation of nuclear pre-mRNA domain containing 1B
Exons: 6
Biological process (GO): mRNA 3'-end processing
Cellular component (GO): RNA polymerase II, holoenzyme
Molecular function (GO): RNA polymerase II complex binding
Source: RefSeq, a predicted model, not a curated record